Molecule: messenger RNA, 1581 nt
Organism: Plenodomus lingam JN3
Lineage: Eukaryota; Fungi; Ascomycota; Dothideomycetes; Pleosporales; Leptosphaeriaceae
Source: RefSeq, a predicted model, not a curated record
AUGGCACCCAAUGCCACCUCGUCUCAUAUCUCGUCACUUGGUUCCAUCCAAGCUUUGGCCUGCAGAGUCUACAGUCAUGCUCUGCAUCAAUGCUCCACCGCCCUCCUGAGUCACUCUUUCCUCAACUCCAGCACCCGAGCUAACAGCCACCAAAGGCAGCUGCCACACGACAAAUCUGGCAAUCCUGCUAUCCUAUCCACCCUCCCUCCGCAUUCGAUCCCUCACCUCCGCCUGGAGUUCCACGCCGUGCGCACUUGCUUCGUCUGCGGUCGCCCGCCGGCCUUGGCCUUUCUGUACCAGUGCACCCAAGAUUGUGACCCAGAAACUUUACACGACUGCCUCUUGCGCGCAGACCCUGACCCUAUCGAACCAGCAAAGUCCAAUGUACGACUACGACUGGAGCAGGUCGAAAUGAGCGAAAGUGUCAUUCUGGCGGCCGAGGGCGGUCACUACACCACUACUCACCUGGACAAGCUCAUCAAUCUCAAGCAAGAGCUGCAACAAACCAUCUCGGAUAAGAUCCAACGCGGACAGUGCAACGACGCCGGGUCCAAGUUGACUAGCAUAGCGGAGUCCUUUACGAGCAAGUUUCCCCCAAACCACGAUGGGGCGUACAAUAGUACACCGGCCAAGAAUGCACUCCCCCAGAGGUGCUUCUUCCGCGCAUGUCACGCCUGCCGACCAUACUAUCGCGAACGAGUCUUUAUUUCCUUCGAGGCCGUUCUCGCCGGCGACUUUGCACCCAUGACCCGGGCCAGCAUUGACCGCCUUCCCACGAAACCUGCAAACAUCAUGCGAACUAUCGGCACCACCGUUCCCUCGUUCCCCUCCCUCAUGACCCUCGGCACUGUUCCCUCUACCGUGCCCACCUCGUCCUCCUUCCCCUACUCCACAGAAGCGCCAACCAGCACAUCCUGCAGCUCCAGCGAAAUGACCUUUCAAACCACUCAAUCAGACGUCGACGAAAUUCACGCCCAGCGCCACCCUCGUCGCCGCUUCUACUCGAUGGGAAGACGAACGUCAGGCGACAUAGCCCGGGAUCUAUCGCGCCUCCCCUCCUUCUUCUCCCCCGAGGCCCUCAAAACAGCCGUCCAAAGCAUCUUCCGCCCCGGCCGAGACUCCAGCUCAUCCGGCUCAAACGUCACCCUCCCCCUCCCCCGCACCGGCACAGCCCGCGAUCUCGACGGCCCCCCAGCCGUAGUCGACUUCGACAUUGGUGCCCUUCGCCGCGUCCGCAGACAAAAGGAACGCAACCAAAUCAAAAACGGAACCUACCUCGGCGGCUUCGAAGUCGUCGACGACGACCAUUCAGACGCUCACUCACAUGUCCUGGCCUUGCGUGCCGCCUCUCACGACGACACCUCGGAUGACUACUCCGUCUACUCGUUUGCAGACGAGGGCAGCGAGGUCGAGGUCGAGGGCGGCGUGGCGCUCAGGGAGGAGGCGGUCGAAAUGCAUACCCCCGAUCUGCACGCUGUUGAUCUGCAUCGAGGGGAAGGGGGACGCGUGUUUUGCGUUGGCGAGGCGGAAGAAGAGGUUGGUGAUGUUGGUUUGCAGGGUAUUAUUGCCCAUGAGAUGUGA